Molecule: messenger RNA, 5867 nt
Organism: Oncorhynchus nerka (sockeye salmon)
Lineage: Eukaryota; Metazoa; Chordata; Actinopteri; Salmoniformes; Salmonidae
Gene: ccsapb
Product: centriole, cilia and spindle-associated protein b
Exons: 4
Coding region: 196-1188 (330 amino acids)
Biological process (GO): regulation of mitotic spindle assembly
Cellular component (GO): cytoskeleton; spindle; ciliary transition zone
Molecular function (GO): microtubule binding
Source: RefSeq, a predicted model, not a curated record
GCUAUCUAGCACACUGAUUGCAGGUUACUAAUCAGUUGCUCAUAUUAGCGCUGGAGCAAAACCCUGCGCACCAGCACUCCGGGAGUAGAGCUACUCAGCGCAUUCUGCAGACAUUCAUUUUAGCCACAACAUUCCUGUUUUCUAGGCAACAUUUACCACCUAUUUAAAAGCAUCUGAUCAGACUCAUGUUAUACCAUGUUUCAUUUGGUCUGUGCAUUCACACCCUAUUCUCAUAUAUUCGGCCACCUGUUGGGAGGAAAUGGCAUUCUAAAUGGAUCUCAACUCCGGGCGGGGCUUAGACGUAGCAAGCCUAUGAUUACGGCACACGAAACACCAUCUGUUGUGUUUUGCUUCCGUGAAAUCCGAGCCAGUAACUCUAUAUGCUGGUCUAACAAACGGAAAUUAAGAAUGGUUACAAAGAGGAUCCGAACGGAGUAUAUGAAGAGAUUCAAGGACCCGGAAUGGGAAACCUACGCAAAGUGCUAUGAGGAGAUGAUAAAGUACAGACUGACGAGAAGGCUUUUGGAACAAACUCAUAAUCCGUGGUUUUGGAACAAUGACAGUGACUCGGAAUCCAGCAGGUCCACUCCUCAAAAGAAUAAAGUUGAGCCAUUGGUCCUAAAAGAUGAUUCACAACGAGAAUGUGCGAGAAAGAUUCCACCUAAAGAACCAUUGGAACAGAAGAUCCCCAUUUCAGAAGAACUGCAAGAAAUUGCAACUCCGGAGAACUCACCACCCAUUGAUGUACAGGGUGCUGUGGACGUAGGCUGUGGAGAGACAGAGGAAGAGAAGCUGGGACAAGGAUUAAUUGCCCCUGAGUCAGGGAAGAAGCCAGAGGCCCAAACUAAAACCAAACAGUCCAGAAAGCCCCCCAGGGCAUGGAGCCAGCUACGGAAGCCCAAAGAGACUGACAAGAAAAACAGGCACCCAUUUGCCCUGUAUGGAGGAGGUGAUAAGCCAGCUGAGAUGGCUAGGAAGAAGACUCACAAUGUGGGUCCAGCUGCAUCAACCAAGGAGAUCCACCAGUCUGCAUUACGGGCCAAAACCAGACGGGAGGUUGAGAAGCAGGUGCAGAAAGUGGACAAGUGGAGAGUGCGGUCUGCAGAGCUGGAGAAAGUGACCAUAACCAAACCUGACUUUGACCCCUGGAUGACAGAGUACAUGCGCUGCUUUUCUGCCAGGUCCUGAUAGAUAUAGAGUGCAAUACUUUUGAUUAACAUAGGACGGGGAAUAUGGUAUUUGAAAUCAAAUAGAAAACAUAAAGAAUUAUUUUGUUUCCAAAGUUUGCAUUCACCAUGCUUUUCUCACAGCUUUUAAAACGUUUUAAUGUUCAUACAGUACAGUCGUGGCCAAAAGUUUUGAGAAUGACACAAAUAUUAAUUUUCAAAGUCUGCUGCCUCAGUUUGUAUGAUGGCAAUUUGCAUAUACUCCAGAAUGUUAUGAAGAGAGAUCAGAUGAAUUGCAAUGAAUUGCAAUGUCCCUCUUUGCCAUGCAAAUGAACUGAAUCCCCAGAAAGCAUGUCCACUGCAUUUCAGCCCUGCCACAAAAGGACCAGCUGACAUCAUGUCAGUGAUUCUCUCAUUAACACAGGUGUGAGUUUUGACGAGGACAAGGCUGGAGAUGACUGUCAUGCUGAUUGAGUUCGAAUAACAGACUGGAAGCUUCAAAAAUAGGGUGGUGCUUGGAAUCAUUGUUCUUCCUCUGUCAAUCAUGGUUACCUGCAAGGAAACACGUGCCAUCAUCAUUGCUUUGCACAAAAAGGGCUUCACAGGCAAGGAUAUUGCUGCCAGUAAGAUUGCACCUAAAUCAACCAUUUAUCGGAUCAUCAAGAACUUCAAGGAGAGCUGUUCAAUUGUUGUGAAGAAGGCUUCAGGGCACCCAAGAAAGUCCAGCAAGCGCCAGGACUGUCUCCUAAAGUUGAUUCAGCUGUGGGAUCGGGGCACCACCAGUACAGAGCUUGCCCAGGAAUGGCAGCAGGCAGGUGUGAGUGCAACUGCACACACAGUGAGGCGAAGACUUUUGGAGGAUGGCCUGGUGUCAAGGGCAGCAAAGAAGCCACUUCUCUCCAGGAAAAACAUCAGGGACAGACUGAUAUUCUGUAAAAGUUACAGGGAUUGGACUGUUGAAUCCCCUUUACGAUUUUUUGGGGCAUCCGGAAAAAAGCUUGUCCGGAGAAGACAAGGCGCUACCAUUUACUGUGUCAUGCCAACAGUAAAGCAUCCUGAGACCAUUCAUGUGGGGUUGCUUCUCAGCCUGUCCCUGAUGUUUUUCCUGGAGAGAAGUGGCUUCUUUGCUGCCCUUCUUGACACCAGGCCAUCCUCCAAAAGUGGGCUCACUCACAAUUUUGCCUAAGAACACAGCCAUGAAUAAAGAAUGGUACCAACACAUCCUCCGAGAGCAACUUCUCCCAACCAUCCAGGAACAGUUUGGUGACGAAAAAUUCAUUUUCCAGCAUGAUGGAGUACCUUGCCAUAAGGCAACAGUGAUAACUAAGUGGCUCGGGGAACAAAACAUCAAUAUUUUGGGUCCAUGGCCAGGAAACUCCCCAGACCUGAAUCCCAUUGAGAACUUGUGGUCAAUCCUCAAGAGGCGGGUGGACAAACAAAACCCCACAAAUUCUGACAAGCUUCAAGCAUUGAUUAUGCAAGAAUGGGCUGCCAUCAGUCAGGAUAUGGCUCAGAAGUUUAUUGACAGCAUGCCAGGGCGGAUUGCAGAGGUCUUGAAAAACAAGGGUCAACACUGCAAAUAUUGACUCUUUACAUCAACUUCAUGUAAUUGUCAAUAAAAGCAUUUGACACUUAUGAAAUGCUUGUAGUAACAUAUUAACACAUGACAAAAUAUCUAAAGGCACUGAAGCAGCAAACUUUGUGAAAAUUAAUAUUUGUGUCAUUCUCAAAACUUUUGACGACGACUGUACACCUACUCCUUCCAGGGUUUUUCUUUAUCUUUACUAUUUUCUACAUUGUAGAAUAAUAGUGAAGACUUCAAAACUGAAAUAACACACAUGGAAUCAUGUAGUAACCAAAAAAGUGUAAAACAAAUCAAAAUAUAUUUUAUAUUUGAGAUUCUUCAAAGUAGUCACAAGUUGCCUUGACAGCUUUGCAUUCUCUCAACCAGCUUCAUGAGGGAGUUACCUGGAAGGCAUUUAAAUUAACAGGUGUACCUUCUUAAAAGGUCAUUUGUGUCAUUUUUGUCCUUAAUGUGUUUGAGCCAAUCAGUUGUGUUGUGACUAUAUAGGGUUGGUAUACAGAAUAUAGCCCUAUUUGGUAAAAGACCAAGUCCAUAUUAUAUCAAAAACAGCUAAAAUAAGCAAAGAGAAACGACAGUCCAUCAUUACUUUAACACAUGAAGGUCAGUCAAUGGCUUCUUCAAGUGUAAUUGCAAAAACCAUCAAGCGCAAUGAUGAAACUGGCUCUCACGAGGACUGCCACAGGAUAGGAAGACCCAGAAUUACUACCUCUGCUGCAGAGGAUAAGUUCAUUAGAGUUACCAGCCUCAGAAAUUGCAACCCAAAUAAAUGCUUCCCAGAAUUCAAGUAAGACAUCAACAUCAUGUGGUCAGAGGAGGAUGCGUGAAUCAGGCCUACAUGGUCAAAUUGCUGCAAAGAAACCACUACUAAAGGACACCAAUAAGAAGAGACUUGUUUUGGCCAAGAAACACGAGCAAUGGACAUUAGACUGGUGGAAAUCUCUCUUUAGGUCUGAGUCCAAAUUUGAGAUUUUUGGUUCCAUCCGCUGUGUCUUUGUGAGACACAGUGUAGGUGAAUGGAUGAUUUCCGUAUGUGUGGUUCCCACUGUGAAGAAUGGAGGAGGAGGUGUGAUGAUGCUUUGCUGGUGACACUGCCAGUGAUUUAUUUAGAAUUCAAGGCACACUUAACCAGCAUGGCUACCACAGCAUUCUGCAGCAAUACGCCAUCCCAUGUGAUGUGGGCUUAGUGGGACUAUCAUUUGUUUUUCAACAGGACAAUGACCCAACACACCUCCAGGCUGUGUAAGGGCUAUUUGACCAGGAAGGAGAGUGAUGGAAUGCUGCGUCAGAUUACCUGGCCUCCACAAUCACCUGACUUCAAUCCAAUUGAGAUGGUUUGGGAUGAGUUGGACCGCAGAGUUAUGGAAAAGCAGCCAACAAGUGCUCAGCAUAUGUGGGAACUCCUUCAAGAUGGUUGAAAGAAUGCCUUGAUGACAGCUUUGCACACUCUUGGCAAAUGGUGGCUACUUUGAAGAAUCUGAAAUAUAAAAUAUAUUUUUAUUUGUUUAAAACAUUUUGGGUUACUACAUGAUUCCAUAUGUAUUAUUUCAUCGUUUUGAUGUCUUUACUAUUAUUCUAGAAUGUAGAAAAUAAUAAAAAUAAAGAAAAACCCUUGAUGAAUAGAUGUGUCCAAAUUUUUGACUGGUACUGUAAAGUAUUGCAUCCAAAUCAUGCAUUAACUUAAUUCAAGUUUCACAACGGUCAUGCACAAAAUCCUCUGAAUGAUGGAAUUGUUUAUCUUGCAGUAACAAUGUGCAGUAAAUAGUCCUCCGUUUGUGAAAUCCCAAUAUCCCCGUCCAAAGGUAUUUAUACACAGAAUGACACUCGAUAGUCCUGGUCUCAGCUUAUUGCACCGCCAGGCCCCAUCCCCCAGGGUUACUCUCGGGAGGCAUUAGGCUUAGGCGGUAUACCGGGUUAUUUUGAAAUACAGACAGUAUGAUUUUCAAAACCAUCUAGCAGAGGGCACGUGCUACGUUACUGCUUAUAACUAACUAAAAGUUAACUAACGUGCCAAAUAAAUUAUUUCCAGCUCAGGACUCCAGCUAUGCAUUUGGUUUGCUGACCUGCAAGAUCACUCUUAUUGGUUACAACUGAAACAAUCAAUUCCCUCCUGUAUCAAGAUCCCUGCUGCCUAAAUGAGCUUUUUGCCUUCUUUUUUAAGUUUGGAAAGAAAUAGCGCUCCUUGUGUGCACUGCAAGUAAUACCGUAUACCCCAGUAUGGUACAGGAACGUUGGAAAGGUAUGAAAAUCUGGACACAGUAUAGAUGUCAUUGAUAAACCUCUCCCAAAAGGGAACUCAAUAGCAUAUUGACCUCAGUGACAAUGUUCUGUACAUACUGUAGAUAAUGAAGGUCAAAAUUUAGUCGUAUGUGGAUGUUCUCAUGGUCAAAUCUAUUUUUUGGGGUGGUUCAGUAUUAUGUUAUGGUCUUCUGUUGUCAUAUAUUAAUUUUAUUUGUCAGUAUUAUGUUUUAAGACCACAGGUUUUAUUGUAAAAGACCAUAAGACAACGUUUAGAACUAAUUUGGAUUAAAUAAUGUGCAAUAAAUAGAUUCAAUAAGUUGUAAAUAACUAAUAUUAUGUUUCAAAUAGCUACAACAGGGUCAAUGCUUUCGAUUACAGUGAUCUUAACCACAGGAUGCAUGAAAUGUAAUAAUCUACCAGCACCGGAUAACAAUUGAUUCACUGAUAUCUGUGUGAGUAAGCUGCAGUACACAAAAUGUCCAUGUUGUGAAGUAUAGAACAAUACAAUUUACUGCAGCCAUUACAUGGAGGUCUUGAUUUACUCAAAAGCUUUGGGACAUCUUCCUGUCAGUAUAAUGACCUGUCGGUGCUGAAGUGAAUAUGUUUAUGUGAGGCUACAUUACUUGGAAUAAAGCCAGUAGGACUAGUGAGUCCAGAUCACAGACAACCUGUAAGGAGGGAGCUCAUUUCCAGCUCCAACAGAUUCAAAAUCUCACCACUAUUUUCUUGUUUAAGUGUUAUUUUGUAUGUUCAAACGUAAAUGUUUACACUUUUACACAUUUAAUGGUACUGAUACUGAGAUCAGAUUGCAUUUUGAUAUUGUGUGCUAAAAUAAUGAAUAAACUACUUUUUUUUACUGAAAUGUGUGACUUGGAAAA